GCAUGUCUGUCUCAGGCCCCCUCCCUCGCAGUGUGUCACAACCGCGGAGGCGGCCGUAUCUGGAGCAGUUGGGGUGGGCAGGCCCAGCUGGGAGGCGAGCGGGCGAAGAGAGCGGCCACGAUGAGGGAAUGCAUAUCGGUCCACGUGGGUCAAGCCGGAGUUCAGAUUGGCAAUGCCUGCUGGGAGCUCUUCUGCUUGGAGCACGGUAUCCAGGCGGAUGGGACCUUCGGCACUCAGGCCAGCAAGAUCAGCGAUGACGACUCCUUUACCACCUUUUUCAGCGAGACUGGCAAUGGAAAGCACGUGCCCCGGGCUGUCAUGGUGGACCUGGAGCCUACUGUAGUGGAUGAGGUGCGGGCAGGAACCUACCGCCAGCUCUUCCAUCCUGAGCAGCUGAUCACAGGAAAGGAGGAUGCUGCUAACAAUUACGCCCGCGGACACUAUACGGUGGGCAAGGAGAGUAUUGACCUGGUGUUGGACCGAAUCCGUAAACUGACUGAUGCCUGCUCCGGCCUGCAGGGCUUCCUCAUCUUCCACAGCUUUGGAGGCGGCACAGGCUCCGGCUUCACUUCGCUGCUGAUGGAGCGCCUUUCCCUUGACUAUGGCAAGAAGUCCAAGCUGGAGUUUGCCAUCUACCCAGCCCCCCAGGUCUCCACAGCAGUGGUGGAGCCGUACAACUCCAUCCUGACCACGCACACCACUCUGGAACACUCCGACUGCGCUUUCAUGGUGGAUAACGAAGCCAUCUACGACAUCUGCCGCAGGAACCUGGAUAUCGAGCGCCCCACAUACACCAACCUCAACCGCCUCAUCAGUCAGAUUGUGUCCUCCAUCACCGCCUCUCUCCGCUUUGAUGGAGCCCUCAAUGUGGACCUCACAGAGUUCCAGACCAACCUGGUACCCUACCCCCGAAUCCACUUCCCACUGGUCACUUACGCCCCCAUCAUUUCUGCCGAGAAAGCCUACCAUGAGCAGCUGUCUGUGGCGGAGAUAACUAGCUCCUGCUUUGAGCCCAACAGCCAGAUGGUGAAGUGCGACCCACGUCACGGCAAAUACAUGGCCUGCUGCAUGCUCUACCGCGGUGAUGUGGUACCCAAGGACGUGAAUGUCGCCAUCGCUGCCAUCAAGACCAAGAGAACUAUUCAGUUUGUUGACUGGUGUCCCACAGGCUUCAAGGUGGGCAUCAACUACCAGCCACCUACUGUCGUGCCAGGAGGGGACCUGGCCAAAGUCCAGCGGGCUGUGUGCAUGCUGAGCAACACCACAGCAAUCGCGGAGGCCUGGGCCCGCCUUGACCAUAAGUUCGACCUCAUGUAUGCCAAGCGGGCCUUUGUACAUUGGUAUGUUGGAGAGGGAAUGGAAGAAGGAGAAUUUUCUGAGGCCAGGGAGGACCUGGCUGCCCUGGAGAAGGAUUAUGAAGAAGUGGGGACUGAUUCAUUUGAAGAAGAAAAUGAGGGGGAGGAAUUUUAAAUAUACACUUGCCCCAUGA
Molecule: messenger RNA, 1489 nt
Organism: Apodemus sylvaticus (European woodmouse)
Lineage: Eukaryota; Metazoa; Chordata; Mammalia; Rodentia; Muridae
Gene: Tuba8
Product: tubulin alpha 8
Exons: 5
Coding region: 121-1470 (449 amino acids)
Biological process (GO): mitotic cell cycle; microtubule cytoskeleton organization
Cellular component (GO): cytoplasm; microtubule
Molecular function (GO): structural constituent of cytoskeleton; GTP binding
Source: RefSeq, a predicted model, not a curated record